Molecule: messenger RNA, 1049 nt
Organism: Trichechus manatus latirostris (Florida manatee)
Lineage: Eukaryota; Metazoa; Chordata; Mammalia; Sirenia; Trichechidae
Gene: CHST13
Product: carbohydrate sulfotransferase 13
Exons: 2
Coding region: 87-1049 (320 amino acids)
Biological process (GO): carbohydrate biosynthetic process; proteoglycan biosynthetic process
Cellular component (GO): membrane
Molecular function (GO): sulfotransferase activity
Source: RefSeq, a predicted model, not a curated record
CUUGGGAUAAAUGGUCCUGGAGGUGGGUCAAACGUGCCCUAGGUGAAUUGGCCAGGCCCCCCACCUCCACAGCUAGUCUGUGUGAUAUGGCAGUAACACAUCUCUUCUUGUGUCCCACAGCAUUUGAAAAUAGGGCCCUGGGAUCUGGCUGGCUCAGUGGGAAAAGAAGGAGUCCCCUGCAGAUGCUCUAUGACCUGGACAAGGGCCCUCCAUCCCCACUGGCGGAGAUGCACCGGCAGCGACGCGACUCGCUGCGCAGGGCCUGUGAGCGCCACACGCGGCGGCAGCGCCUGCUGCAGCCAGAGGACCUGCGGCACGUGCUGGUGGACGACACGCACGGCCUACUGUACUGCUAUGUGCCCAAAGUGGCAUGCACCAACUGGAAGCGCGUACUGCUAGCGCUGAGGGGUCACGCCCGCGGCGACCCGAGCGCUAUCCCCGCGCACGAGGCGCAUGCGCCCGGCCGCCUGCCCUCGCUGGCCGACUUCAGCACUGCGGAGGUGAACCGUCGCCUGCGCGCCUACCUGGCCUUCCUCUUUGUGCGCGAGCCCUUCGAGCGGCUGGCGUCGGCCUACCGCAACAAGUUCACGCGGCCCUACCACGCGGCGUUCCAGAAGCGCUUUGGCACGCGCAUCGUGCGCCGCCUGCGGCCCAGUGCGCACCCUGACGCGCUGGCCCGCGGCCACGACGUGCGCUUCGCUGAGUUCCUGGCCUACCUGCUGGACCCGCGCACCCAGCGCGAGGAGCCCUUCAACGAGCACUGGGAGCGUGCCCACGCGCUCUGCCACCCGUGCCGCCUGCGCUACGAUGUGGUGGGCAAGUUCGAGACGCUAGCGGAGGACUCCGCUUUCGUGCUAGGCCUGGCGGGCGCGCCGGGGCUGCGCUUCCCCGCUCCGCCCCCAAGGGCCCAGGCGGCUGCCGCACGGGACCGUGCGGCCCGCCUCUUCCGGGACAUCAGCCCUUUCUACCAGCGGCGUCUCUUCAACCUCUACAAGAUGGACUUCCUCCUCUUCAACUACUCCGCCCCCUCCUACCUGCGGCUGCACUAG